This is a messenger RNA of Ipomoea triloba (trilobed morning glory), 735 nucleotides long. RefSeq lists its product as uncharacterized. Lineage: Eukaryota; Viridiplantae; Streptophyta; Magnoliopsida; Solanales; Convolvulaceae. Bases 78 to 473 code for a protein of 131 amino acids. The transcript has a single exon. Gene Ontology annotation, cellular component: endoplasmic reticulum; endoplasmic reticulum membrane. Gene Ontology annotation, biological process: intracellular protein transport; endoplasmic reticulum to Golgi vesicle-mediated transport. The record is from RefSeq and is a predicted model, not a curated record.
UAAGAGGAAUUGGCCUCCAUCUUCUUCACCUAAGAUUUGCAGAGAAAUCUCCGACCGUUUUCACCUAACCACCACAAAUGGCGUUGGAGUGGGUUGUGCUAGGCUACACCGCCGGAGCAGAGGCCAUCAUGGUGCUCCUCCUCACCCUUCCCGGUCUUAACCCCCUCCGCAAGGGCCUCGUCAGCGUCGCUCAGAGCCUCCUCAAGCCUCUAUCCUCCAUCGUCCCCUUCUGCUUGUUCCUCAUGAUGGACAUCUACUACAAGUACGAGACCCGACCCACUUGCGAAUCCCCCGAGGCCUGCUCUCCCGCCGAGCACCUCCGCUUCCACAAGUCUAUCAUCAAGUCCGAGCGCAAUGCCCUCCUCAUCGCCUCCGCCCUCUUCUUCUACUGGAUACUCUACUCCGUCACCAAUCUCCUCGUCCGCAUCGAUGACCUAAACAAUCGCAUCGAGAAGAUUAAGAAUCAGGACUGAUCGACUGCUCUAUCAGGUCGGAUCGGGUCAAUCCGCACCCCUUUUUAGUUUCCGUAUCAGAUAAGCCCCCCUUUUGUUGCUACGAUUUCUAUAUGGAGUGUCCAUUGUCGUCUGCGUUUUUCGUAUUUUUGUACUAUCUAUUCUCUCGAUUAUUAGGAUGUUGUACUGAUAUAUUACGACAGUGUAUUUAAUUUUGGUAUCUUAUGCAUAUUUUGGAUUUUUGUCUCUCUUAAUGGUGUUAUUUAAACAUAAAUUUCUGUUC